AUGCAGCGAGCGCGGCAGGUGCCGACUAUGAACGGCGUAUGUGAGCCAGAUCGGUGCACGGACACCGCCGAGGACGUCCUCAAAGACGUGGACUCCCGGGGCUCGCGGAACCACCACAAAGGCCAGUGCAACCCCUGCCGGUACACUGUCAGCGGCGAGCCCUGCCCCCGCGGGCAGCACUGCGAUUGCUGUCACUACCACCACGGCCUGGAGAAGUUCCUCACCAUGACCAUGUACGUGUCCGCGGCGCAGCAGCGACGCCGCUGGGCCGCGGGCCAGGCCGCGGCCGCAGCCCGCGCGCCUCCUGGAGGUGGCAGAGCGGGCGAGCCGCGGCGCGGCGGCAGGGCCGGCGCGGUCGAGCCGCCGUGUGCGGCCGCCUCCACGGUCUGGGGUAUCCUCGCCUCCCCGGCUCGGCGCCGUUGA
Messenger RNA from Prorocentrum cordatum, 423 nucleotides. NCBI's taxonomy places the organism in Eukaryota, Dinophyceae, Prorocentrales, Prorocentraceae. The record is from the annotation of a GenBank genome assembly.